Frankliniella occidentalis (western flower thrips) is the source of this 1822-nucleotide messenger RNA. RefSeq names its product myrosinase 1-like. Lineage: Eukaryota; Metazoa; Arthropoda; Insecta; Thysanoptera; Thripidae. Gene Ontology annotation, molecular function: beta-glucosidase activity. The transcript has 11 exons. The record is from RefSeq and is a predicted model, not a curated record. The coding region runs from base 13 to 1698 and encodes 561 amino acids. Gene Ontology annotation, biological process: carbohydrate metabolic process.
GCCACUGACACCAUGGGCGCCCUGCUCGUCUUUCUCCUGUGCCUGAGGUGCCUGCAGGUCCUAGUGGCCGCCCCCCAGGACGCCGGCCAGCAUCACAGCCUGCUGCACGACCUGCGCGCUGCGCUCGCCGUAUCGCCGCCCAAGGUCCCUUUGCCAAGAGUGAGAGCUGAUACUGCUGACCAGGAUGUCUGGCCGAAGGGACUUCUCCUGGGAGCUGGGGUGUCAGCUCUCCAGUCUGAAGGGGCAAGUUUAGAAGACGGUAAAGGUGAAAGUAUGAUGGACUUUGCUGUGAAUUUCCCCGGCCUUUUUUCGGACAACGUAAGUGUGGCUGCCGAUCACUACCACAGAUUUCGCGAGGAUCUCGACCUUGCAAAGGAAAUGAAGUUUACAUCGCACCGCUUUUCUAUAGCAUGGUCCCGUGUUCUUCCAACUGGGGGUGUGGACAAUAUUAAUGAGAAGGGCGUUCAGUUCUAUAAAGACUAUAUUGAUAAAGUAAUAAGCAACAACAUGGAGCCCAUGGUCACCAUGCUUCAUUUCGACCAGCCGAUUCUGGUGGAUAAUACGACAGGUGGCUGGGGCCAUUCGGGAAUGAUUGACAGAUACGUCGACUAUGCGGAAUUCUUGUUUAGAACUUUCGGAGACAAGGUUAAGUACUGGAACACUAUUAAUGAGCCUAACAUAUAUUGCAACUACUUUCGCACCCUGUUGGGCGACCUGGAUCCGGUUCAAGAAGGCGACCAAUAUUACAAGUGCAUGCAUAAUAUUGCUGUAGCACAUGCGAAGACUUACCACCUGUACAAGCAAAAGUAUGAAGCAAAACAAAAAGGAAAAGUCGGUAUAUCUGUGGUGGUCUGGCCAUCAUCACCAAAGACUACACAGUCUGAGGAUGUGAUGGCAUCCGAAAUAUUUAAUCAACUGUAUGUCGGCACGCUGAUCCACCCGGUGAUUUUUGGGGACUACCCCCCUGUCCUGCGCUACCUUGUGGACAAGGCGGACGCCGAGAAUGGCCUCAGCGAAUCGCGCCUUCCGGCCUUCACCCCCGAAGAGAAAAAGUUACUCGCAGGCGGGGUGACUGACUACAUAGCUGUGAACGUGUACAGUAGGUGCACAGCUAGUUACAACCGCAAUAAGACAUCUGGAGCCGAACAAUCAAUACUUCUGGGCCCUGUGAUGAAAGAUAUGCCCUUCGUCGAGGUUACCGGCGUUGGCAACUUUGAUGUGACUGAAGAGUCUCUUAUGCAAGAUGCCCUCCUCUGGAUUUGGCGCACCUACCACGUUCCGAUCAUCAUCACUGAGAACGGCUACGGAGAUCAGAAACAUGUGGGGGUUAAGGACACCGUCCGAGCUGCAUUCCAUAGUGCUAACCUCCGUUCCCUAGUGCGCACCAUGAAAGAAUACGACGUAGAAGUUCUUGCGUAUUAUGUGUGGUCAUUACUUGAUGUCUUCGAAUUUUCUGCAGGUUACACUGGCCGACCUUUCGGGCUUAUUCACGUCGACUACGAGUCGGGAACUCUUAAACGCACGCUAAAGGAUUCAUCCAAAUUCUUCAUUGACCUAGCCACGUCAGGAAGAGUCCCGUAUGUCUCUGUACCAGACGAGAGAGGCACAUCUACUGGAAGUACUUCAGCCAUUGCGUCUGGACUGCUUCUUUCAGCUGUGUGGGUAACGACUUGGCUGAGGUCUUCAACUGCUUCAUGACCAACGUCAAUAACUUGGAUACCGAAGUUGAUUGUAUAUUGUUAAAACAACAUGAAUGUAGCUAUCACAACUAAACAAACUGUUUUGGAAGUAGAAGUGUUAAGUAAAGUUUCAUCCAAUUUCA